GGUACAAAAAAGGGGAGAUAUUGAGUGAGAGGGGAAAAUAUUAGGACAAACAGGGGACGAGCGAGGAAGUAAUGGAGACAAAGAGACUGGAAUAAACAAUGAGGUCCUCUCAUGUAGGAUAUAAGAGGAAGUGAAGCGAGGGGAGGAGGAGAGGGGUAGUAGUGGUGGCAGUUGCAUCGGCGACGGAGGUGACGAUGGUGGUAACGGCGACGACCGAGGUGACGAUGGUGGUAGUGGCGACGACCGAGGUGACGAUGGUGGUAGUGGCGACGACCGAGGUGACGAUGGUGGUAGUAAUGAUGGUGGUCGCGGUGGUAGCUGUGGAGGGCCAAGCAUGGCAGUGGCUAGCAGGCAGGCAGGGAAGUGUGCCAGACUCAGUGUGUCUCCGGUCGUGGCAGGAGGCUGGUGUGGUGGCGCUCUCUGGCACAGUCGCUGAUGUGAGUGUAUGUGAGAGAGAGAGAGAGAGAGUCGCGGCGAGGCUGAACAGAGAGAUCCAGUAGGAGGGUGAUGCAACGUCAACGAUCCCUUGCAGUGAACGAGUGAGUCAUUACUGCUGAAGAUCAUAUCACUAACAUCAGUAUAAGAAAUCCAGGGAAGCUUGAGGCCAAUCAUUAUUACCUGUAGAAGAGACCUAGUGAGGCUUGCAGUCCUCCACUACUAGGAGCAGAAGACAGCCAGGGGAAGCUGGCGACGAGCCACUACCCUUAGUAGAAGGCAUACAGGAAAGACUGAGGCCAGCCACUACUAUUAAUAUAAAGCGGGGAAGGUCUGAGACCUUUUGUAACCACUGGUAGAGGAAGGAAAUCAGGGAGACUUGAGGACCACCACUAUAACCGGCAGAAGGAAAGAAGGAAGCAAGGGGAAGCUGGUGGCAAGUCACCCUUAACUGCCUGUAGAAGGUUGGGGCAUCUGGUCGCGUGCCACUGGUGGGAGCGGCUUCUAUGCGAUCCUGUGUCUUCUUCCUGGAAUGACCCUGAAAUCUAUCCAUCAAAUUCAUCAUCAGUAAGAAGCGUCCAGUGAGAAGUCCCGCGAGAGAUGGUCGCGUCUUGCAGGUGCUCAUCGCUGCGGCUCCUAUUCCCUGAUCUAUGAAGAUGAGACUGAGAAAUUGAGACCACAAUGGGUUUCUUAAGGUUGGCUCCCCCGGUGGUGCGGGUGGGUGGACGAAGCUGCUUUGACGCCCAACAUGCCGCCCUCACGGCCGCUCUCUACACUAUU
Molecule: messenger RNA, 1215 nt
Organism: Cherax quadricarinatus
Lineage: Eukaryota; Metazoa; Arthropoda; Malacostraca; Decapoda; Parastacidae
Source: RefSeq, a predicted model, not a curated record